Molecule: messenger RNA, 456 nt
Organism: Microthlaspi erraticum
Lineage: Eukaryota; Viridiplantae; Streptophyta; Magnoliopsida; Brassicales; Brassicaceae
Source: the annotation of a GenBank genome assembly
AUGGAUACUAUAUCCGCUGCCAAAGUUGAAGCAUCCCCUGCUGUGGUUAAGGCCAUGGAAGACUUAUUGGAGAUGCAUAGGAAAGACGUGAUUGACAAGCAACAAUCUGUGACGGUGGAGAUGUUAAAAGGAUUAGUUGAUCGUAUUCAGCGGAUCGAAGAAAAGUUGGAUUUGUUGAUCUCAUCGCGUCCUUCGAUUCCAUCAGUUUUUAAACCAUCUAAUCCUUUCUCCACGCAACCAGGCAUGCCUCCCUUCGCACCCACUCAGUUACACUAUGGAACAAAAGAAGGAAUUGACGCAAAGGUCGACAGGACAAGCUUCGGGAGCAAACCGUUUGGUGAUAAAAUAGAUAGUGAUGGUCCUUAUGCUCCUUUUGGUCGUGGUCGUGGUCUUUUUGUCGGUGGUCGUUUUGGCGGUGGUCGUUGUGGCGGUCAAGGCUAUUGCACUCAUUGUUAA